UGUGUGUGUGUGUGUGUGUGAAUGCCUCCAACAGGGUCGAGCCCCAUGUCGGCAGCAAAAUAAAACAAUCCGGGGGGUCAAGUCGCCUCUUUUAGAUCGCCGAGGUUAGCAUGAGUAGUGCUUUCCUCGGUUUAGUGCGUGAACCAGGACUUCCAGCAGGUCUUCGCUGAAUGUUGGGGGAGGAAGAAGCCUUUCCCACUGCUGGCGUGCGGCCCUGAAGCAGACCGACCAACCGUGCCAUGGAUCACGUGCUGUCCUUUGCAGACUUUUAUGUAUUCACGCCGUAUGUCUACCCUGCUUCAUGGCAAGAAGACGGGGCUUGGCGCCAGAUCCUCAGCCUGUUUCUUCUCACUAACCUUGGAGCACUGCUGCUUUACCUGCUCUUUGGUGCGCUGAGCUUCUACUACGUCUUCGACCACAGGCUCACCAAACAUCCACAGUUUGUUAAGAACCAGGUGAGUCAAGAGAUCCAUCUCGCCACUACCUCCAUCUUCUGGAUGAGUUUCCCCACAGUGAUGCUUUUCUUCUGGGAGGUCAGAGGUCACAGCAAACUUUAUGAUGGCGUCAAGCAAACUUUCAUGGGUUGGUCUGAGGUGUUGGCGAGCAUUGUUGGAUUCUUGUUCUUUACGGACAUGUGCAUCUACUGGAUACAUCGCUGCAUGCAUCAUAGGAGCAUCUAUAAGUACUUACAUAAACAACAUCAUUUAUUCAAAAUCCCCACGCCGUUUGCAAGUCACGCCUUCCACCCGCUGGACGGCUUCUUGCAGAGCCUACCCUACCACAUCUACCCCUUCAUCUUCCCGCUCCACAAGGCCGUCUACCUGUCUCUCUUCGUCUUUGUCAAUGUCUGGACCAUUUCCAUACACGACGGCGACUACCGCAUCCCGGGCCCCUUGAUACAUCUCAUAAACGGCGCUGCCCAUCACGUGGACCAUCACCUCUUCUUCAACUACAACUACGGACAGUACUUCACACUCUGGGAUCGUCUUGGAGGCUCCUACAGACACCCUUCAGUCCUCCAGGGGAACGGACCACAUGAUCACAUCCGUAAAAUCGCAACAGAGACGGCACGGAAAAAGUGACCAUGGCGAACGGUCUCGCAGAAGACUGAAAAGACUGAAACGUUUUAGUGGCUUUGUCCUGCAACAUGUCAAACCAAAGAACUAUUAGUGUACAUGUUUAAUGCUGUAUAAACCUAUGUAUGUUAGACACUCGUCUGUGACUUAUUAAAUAGCAAGACCUUCGCUUAAAAGACAUUUCACAAGCUUAAGAACUGCAUGCAGCACACUUAUCAAGUGAUUGUGCCAGAAAACUACAAACAGUUCAACUAUAUUUCAAUGCACUAACAUCAAACCAGGUGAGGAUGAACAUAGCUGGUGUUAUGGUUCCACAGUCCAAGUCCAGUCAGUGGUGAUUCAACUCCCAGUGUUCGGAGUGUUUUCGUGCAGGCUCUGCAGGGAGAGGUCCGUCCAUUUCAUCUCCUGCUCUUUCACAGACUCCGUGGAUCCCCCGUUGUCCUGCUCGGCCUCAGGGAGUUCACUCUGAAAGACCACAAAACUGAUUAGAUGACAUUCAUCUCAGAGGCCGAAGAUCCUAAUCCACCUCAUUUUACUCCAUCUGGAUCUGACAACCAAUAGUGGUGAAAUAUUGGCAGGGCUACUUGUUAUCUACAUUCUGUCAUUGCAGUUUUUACUAAACAAUAAGCAGGAUAUGUCAAACGAGUCUAUCGUGUGAUUGAGAGAUCAGUCCAAGGUAUACCAUACUGUAUCGUACUCCCAACUUCCCCAUGACCCUACAUGGUUUACAUGUUUAGAACACGGGGUGUCAAACUCAUUUUAGCUCAGGAGCAACAUGGAGGAAAAUAUAUUCCCAAGUGGGCCAGGCUGGUAAAAUCAUGGCAUAACCUAAAAAUAAAAGACAACUAUAGAUUGUUUUCUUUUGUUAAAAAUAGCACAUACUGAAAAUGUACAAACCAUGUUUUUUUUACACUUACAUGUUGCGGUUAAUAGUAUUAUAUCUUUAUUGUGUUGGUCGAUAUUUAUAUUUUCUGAAUAAAUGAUGUGAUAAUGAUAAUGUGUCAAAUAAGUGAAAUUGAGUCUGGCUGAAUUUUAAAAUGCUCCCAUUGGUGUUAUUUUU
Messenger RNA from Nerophis ophidion (straightnose pipefish), 2136 nucleotides. RefSeq names its product lathosterol oxidase-like. Gene Ontology annotation, molecular function: iron ion binding; oxidoreductase activity. The transcript has 5 exons. The record is from RefSeq and is a predicted model, not a curated record. The coding region runs from base 240 to 1082 and encodes 280 amino acids. Lineage: Eukaryota; Metazoa; Chordata; Actinopteri; Syngnathiformes; Syngnathidae.